Messenger RNA from Eimeria necatrix, 195 nucleotides. RefSeq lists its product as hypothetical. Lineage: Eukaryota; Apicomplexa; Conoidasida; Eucoccidiorida; Eimeriidae. The transcript has a single exon. The record is from RefSeq and is a predicted model, not a curated record. The coding region runs from base 1 to 195 and encodes 64 amino acids.
AUGUCGGCUUUUUUGCAAAUUAAAGUGCUGAUUCUUCUUCCAAUUCCUCGAAUUGCAGUGAGAGCGAUUACUACCUUUUCCCGGCCGUCCACGUUGGUGUUCAGCACCCGCAGGAUGUGCUGGAAGUCCGCCAUGUUCGUGGCUCGCAGCGACAUUUUCGAAAUCCUCUCCGCCGCUCGGAAAACCCUAAUAUAA